Molecule: messenger RNA, 1434 nt
Organism: Exophiala spinifera
Lineage: Eukaryota; Fungi; Ascomycota; Eurotiomycetes; Chaetothyriales; Herpotrichiellaceae
Exons: 3
Coding region: 1-1434 (477 amino acids)
Source: RefSeq, a predicted model, not a curated record
AUGCAUUCCUCAGGCAAAUCCAAGCAGUUCGCGGCGAUGAUCAUGACUGUUGUCGCGAUCCUCUCGUUUGUCGUUCCCGCCAAUGCGUUCUUCCGUCACCUCUGCUUUGGCGAAUUGGGAAAUGGUCGCAUCGAUCCGAUCAUGUCCCCAGGUCGUCCUUCCCAGCAUCUUCAUGUCACUUUCGGCGCGUCUAACCUUGGAUUCGACCCUACCAUCGACGAGCUUCUGGCUUCCAACUGCACCAGUUGUUCCAUCGUCGAAGACCAUUCUGCAUACUGGACCCCCCGCAUGUACUUUCAGCACUCUAACGGCACUCUUGAGAUGGUCCCGACUUCUGGCGGACUGACUGUCUACUACUUCACUGAAGGUCCAGGUGCCGGCUUCGGCGCAGAGGUCACUGCAUUCCCCCAGAACUUUCGCAUGGUCGCUGGCAUGUCUCCAAAGCGUACCUUUUACGGACCAAUCCCAGAUCGUAACACGUCUUCCUGGCUCCCCUCAGACUAUACCCAACAAUCAUUGAUGGAAAAGGCUCUCGGAUUCAACUGUCUACACUAUGGUCAUCCUCCAAACGAAGGCGCAUUGGAAGUCCAUUACUUACGAAACAAGACCUUCCUCGACGAGUUUUGCCACGAGGGCAUUCGUGCUGAAGUGAUGUUCCCAUCUUGCUGGAAUGGUAAAGAUUUGGACAGUGAGAACCACACCACACAUGUCGCAUACCCUUCUACAGUCAAAUACGGAGCGUGCCCAGACGGCUACCCUGUUCGCCUUCCUGUCCUUUUUUAUGAGACAAUCUACCAGACCAAUCUGUUCAAAGGUGUUGAUGGACGGUUCGUUUUCUCCAAUGGCGACCCGACAGGAUUCGGUUAUCAUGGAGAUUUCAUCUGCGGAUGGGAAACCGGUCUUCUUCAAGAAGCAAUUAACCAUGCGGCAUGCACCAAUCCUAACAGCAGCGGCCUUCAAGAAGAUUGUCCACUUUUCACCAUACAAAACCAAGCUAAUGCUACACAAUGCAAACUUGAGAUGCCAGAAGCACUGCAACAUGAGCGCAUCAACUACGUCCAAGAACUACCUGGUGGCAUGAAAAUCACUGGACCAGAUGAGGCUGUAGUUCCCGGCUCUGCACUGCCGCCUGCACCACCGACUGCCAACGCCACUGUCUCUUCAACCUCUGCGGAACCUUUGCCAGGACCAAUCGCGCCUACCACCCAAUCUUCUGACAGUGCCGUCACUUCAAUGGCAAGUCCCAUAGUGGAAGCUCACACCACCAUCACCACCACCUACAUGAGUGGUGGUGUCGAAGUCCACAUGGUGAUGGUUGAAGAGGUUGUCACUGUUACUGUGACUGAGGCUGCAAGCCCUCCUGGCCGAUACAGUAGGAGGCAACAUGUUCACAAGCACCGCGUGAACAUGAAAAAUGGACACGGCAUGCACUGA